Hibiscus syriacus is the source of this 895-nucleotide messenger RNA. RefSeq lists its product as uncharacterized. The transcript has 6 exons. The coding region runs from base 159 to 731 and encodes 190 amino acids. The record is from RefSeq and is a predicted model, not a curated record. NCBI's taxonomy places the organism in Eukaryota, Viridiplantae, Streptophyta, Magnoliopsida, Malvales, Malvaceae.
CAAUGGUGAACACUGCCUCUUGAUCUUUUAUUGACGGCGACCCUUUAUCUUACUGAAAUUGUGGAAUACCUGAUCAUUGUUCUCCGACGCCCAACAUUCCAGCAAAACACAAAUUACAGUAUCUUUCAUUCUGUGGCUUAAGCAAUUGACUUUGAACGAUGCGCGCCUUCGCAGCUCUCCUCAACACUCUGUUGUUCAAAAGAAGGCCUUGGAAUGGGCAAUCUCGAAAUUUCUCAUCGUUUAAUGGAAAAGAUGAAGCCUCUCUUGAACAGGAAGCCGAGAGGAAAAUAGGAUGGUUGUUGAAACUCUUCUUUGCUGGCACUGCAACUUUCGUUGCUUAUCAGUUCUUUCCUUACAUGGGAGACAAUUUGAUGCAUCAAUCUGUGUCACUUUUGCAUGUUAAGGAUCCAUUGUUUAAGAGAAUGGGGGCUUCUAGAUUGGCCCGUUUUGCAAUUGACGAUCAAAGAAGGAUGAAAAUAGUUGAGAUUGGUGGAGCUCAAGAGCUCUUAAAUAUGUUGGGUUCCGCUAAAGAUGAUCGAACUCAGAAAGAGGCGCUGAAAGCUCUUAGUGCACUGUCAAAAUCAGAUGAAGCAGUCAAAGCUUUGCACAAUGCUGGGGCAAUCUCAGCUAUAAAGUCUACCCCCGACACCUUUGAAGAUGCUGAAAUCGGGACAUACAAAUCGAACUUACUGAAGAGAUUUCAAGAUUUGAGAUGUGAUAUUUCAUCUUGAAAAGUUUUUAACUCUUUGAAUUCGGGGCUGAGGAGAAUUUAGGUAAAGAAGCCUUAGCAUUGAAGAAAAGUCUAUCCUAUAGGAACAUGAGAAUUUGAUUGUAUAAUUUUGCUGAUCAUAGAGUUUGAAAUUAACGCCAUGUGUCCGUUUCUUUCAUCAGUGGA